This is a messenger RNA of Camelina sativa (false flax), 1861 nucleotides long. RefSeq lists its product as uncharacterized. NCBI's taxonomy places the organism in Eukaryota, Viridiplantae, Streptophyta, Magnoliopsida, Brassicales, Brassicaceae. The record is from RefSeq and is a predicted model, not a curated record.
UAAAAGUAGAUUGUAGUAGUAGACCCAUCAAACUUCACUCUCACACACACACUCUCUCUUAAGUCACCGCCGCACGCAAGCAAAUCAUUCUUCAGCCAUGGCUAACAUCAAACAAACCAAUCGCCGUCGUUCCUCUUCCUCAUGCCACCGUCACCCAUCCGCUAAACCAACCGCCGGUUUCUGCGCUUCCUGCCUCCGUGAACGUCUAAUCACUAUAGAAGCUCAGUCUUCCUCUUCUUCCUCUUCUUCUCACCCCGCCGCCGUUCAAACUCCUGAGCUCCGUCGUAUUAGAUCACACUCCGUUCGCAACGCAUCAGUCUCCGUUUCAACGCAGCCGCGACGGAGAUCGUGUGACGCUAGGUCAAGCGCAAGCUCACUACACGAUCUGUUCGUCGAUGAUGACGAAGAACGGUUAGAUAGUUCGAUUCGGAAACCUCUGGUUCCGGAUUUGAUAGAAGAAGAUUACUACGAUGGAGAAGAUAUCAAAGGUUUUGAUGAAGGCAAGCCGAAGAAGAUCGUCGAAGAAGAAGAAGGUGUAGAGAACAAGACGAUGAAGGAGUUUAUAGAUCUUGAUUGGGGAAACCAAAUCAAGAAGAAGGAGAUAGCAUCGGUUUUGAGCAGGAAGCUUAAGAUAUUUUCAUUGAAUCAUCAUCAUCACAAGGAGAAGAGAAAAGAUGAACAAUCAGAUUCUAGAUUUGGUCGUCACUCUUGUGAUGUAGAUCCUAGAUUGUCUUUUGAUGGAGGUAGGAUCUCGUUUGAGAAACCUAGGGCUUCAUGGGACGGUUGCUUGAUUGAGAAAUCAUAUCACAAGUUGACGACGUUGUCUACUGUGACAGAAGAUGCUAAAGCUAAUAAAUGUCUUGUUGAAGAAGAGGAAGAGGAAGAGGAAGAGGAAGAGGAGAAGAGUCCUGGUGGGACAGUUCAAACAAAGAACUAUUACUCGGAUUCUCGUAGAAGAAGAAGCUUUGAUCGAAGACAAGGAUUGCUUGAGGUUGAUGAGUUGAGAGGUAUUUCAAAUGCUAAGGUAUCACCUGAAACUGUUGGUUUGUUUCAUGGUGCUAAGUUAUUGGUUACAGAGAAGGAACUUAGGGAUUCUAAUUGGUAUUCGAUCAAAAACGUUAAACCGGAGAGUAAAGAAUUAGUUUCUGAAGGAAAGAUUUGUAUUGGUGCUGGUGGUGGUGAGGGGAAGAAGCAGGAUGGUGUAGAGUUAAAGAAACGUAGAAAGAAAUGGCCAAAGGGAUGGAACAUUUGGGGACUAAUACAGAGGAAAAACGAGGCCAGGAAGAACGAAAUCAAAACCGAGCAGAGUUUGAAACUUGAAGGAAAUGCUGUUGAGGGUUCUUUGGCUGAGUCUUUGUUAAAGCUUAGGAGAGUAGGUAAAGGAGAAACCAAUGGUGGUGUUAGUGAGAAGCUUUUGAAAAGCUAUAGUGUAAGCACGAGAAAGUCUUGCGAUGGUGUGUUUAGUGGUGGUGCUAAUAUCUUUGAAGGUGGAAGAAGCUCAUGUGAUGGUCUGUUUCAUGGAUCUAUUAACAGUGUUGAGGUUGGAAGGAGCUCGUGUGAUGGAUUGGUUAAUGGAAUUGAGGAUAAACAAAAUCAUCAUCUACUUCAGACAAAUGCAAAUGUUGGUACUUGCGGCCGAGAGAAACCUGAGAAUAGUUUGUUAAAAUUAUAUAUGACUCCGGCAAGGAGCCAUAAGACUAGCAAAUCCGGGAAGAGUAGGCUGAAGAAUUAGUUUGAUCUGACAUUUGUGUUAACUCUUGAACUACUCUGUUGUAAUUAACAACUAAUGUAUUUGUUACUUUGGUCUAUAGAUAAAUGAACUAAGAUUCUAUUGCAAUCCUGUUCAUAGUCAUACUGUUAA